AUGCUUCAGAACAGGAAGAAACCUCCAGAGGAACAGGGCUCGGGGAGGGGCGGCCAUCUGCCACGACCAGUUGGGGGUGAGACACGACUCCUGCUCUGUUUUCAGGUGCCAAAGCCUGGCGAGGGCCACAACACCCACGCGGAGACUCCCCAGGAGCUGCUGGGAACCAUGAAACAGGUCUCCUACAAAACUGAGAUCAUCGGAGGAGUCCCCAUCAUCACGGCCACUCAGGUAACGCUCGCAGCUGCGAGCGGCGGGAGCAGCUCGGCAGGUCCGGUCCUGCCUGUGCUGGUAUGCAGCUGCAUUUAUGAGUCAGCUCGCAGGAACACGGGCGAGUUAAGGCUGAUGAAGAACUGGAAGAGACGGUACUUCGUCCUGGAUGAAAAUUCUCUCAACUACUACAAAACUGACAUGGAGAGGGAGCCGCUGAGAGCCAUCCCGCUGAAGGAGAUCCACAAAGUGCAGGAGUGCAAGCAGAGCGAGCACAUGAUGAGGGACAACCUGUUCGAGAUGGUCACCAGCUCAAGAACCUUCUACAUACAGGCUGACAGUCCAGAGGACAUGCACAGCUGGAUUAAGGCCAUCUCAGGCGCGAUCGUGGCCCAGCGCGGUCCCGGGCGCUCCGCUAACACUAUCCGUCAGGCCAGAAGGCUGUCCAGUCCUUGUAUACAGAGGUAUACGCCAUUCUGCAGCGGUGAAUGCAGCACGUAUGUGACCCCCGUGCCUUUUACCCCCAACCCCUGCACCCCGACCCAUUCACCACAGCUUCCCCCUCACCGAGCCUUCACCCUGCGCACCACAACAGACGCGUUGUGGUCCUUCCUCACUCUGAGCUCUCUGUGCGUCGACGCUGUAGUGUUCAUCCAUCACUCCAGCUGUUGCUCAAGCAGCAGGCUGAGAUGCUUCCUCAACAUCGACACUGACGAUGUCUUCGUACACUGUUGUUUUGGCAGCGUCCUCCUCUCACCACUUCCGCCUCACCUCCUCCUUCUCUUCCCUCCGUCUCCUCAGGAGCACCGUGACCACUCCCCUUCCAUCUCCACCUUCUACCUCCCAGUCGAUGAGGAACCCCAAGACUCGCAGUCCUCAGAGAGUGCUGAGCCUCGCUCUGGACACGCGCCAUCGGGACAACUUCCUGGGCCUCCUCCCCUGGAGGCUGAGCGGCGUCCAGUCCGUGAUGGUGCCCCUUCCCCCAGCGCGCUCCCGCCUGUCGCUGCAGGAGACGCUGCAGCCUUCAAAGUGAAAGAGGAGGACAAGCCGGCAUGGGGAAGCCCCAGCGGCGUCUCCAGGUCCCAGCGCCUCCUGGCUGAGGAUCAAGAUGUGCACAUAACCCUGAUCUGACAAACUCUAAUGGACACACACACACACACUUGUGCACGCUGUCAGACUCUGCGUGUCCUGCUGAACCUCCUGGGACCAGUUCUUUGUUUUGUUUUUUUGGGAUGGGACCUUCCUCCGCUGUUUUCCCUUCUCCUUGUCUUCCCUUGUGUCCUACAGUCUGUCACUCCAGGCAAACGACAAACACGGCUUGCUGCUACAGCGGCGCCACGAGUCUCACUUCCUGUGAUGCACCAAAGUUUGUGUGUUUGCUUCCAGCAGCAUGGAAGGCUGACUGAGAGACUGACUAAUCCCACAUGUCGGUGUUUUUCAUUUUAAACUCGCGUAUAGAAGCUCAAGGUCCAGAUUCACUGAGCAGAGGUCCCUGAGCGGCCAGCUUUCAUGAGCAGCUUUCCAGAGGUCACGCUUACUGAAUAUUUCCCGUCGUCAGUGAUGGAAAAAUGUGUCAUUUUUAUAGAUUAGAAAAGAUGCCGGUCUGUCUCUUUCAUAAGACAGCAUUAAACACAAGUCACCCAGCAGGGUGAUGCAGGCAUCUGUGUCCGCCACAGGUGAUCCCGCUGCAGGGAAAGUCCCGCAUUGAGAAACUUUGGGUGGCUUCUGAUCCCUGAAACGCAGAGGGACGGCCUUCAGAAUAAAAUAAUAGCUGUUUGUCUGAAGGAAAAUAGAGGAAAUACGCCUCUGCAGAAGCCUCCCCUGAUAGAUUUGAUUAGGCUUCCAGCUUCAGUUCAUUUAGUUCAUAUUUGGUCACCGCGACUACAGUGCUUUAGAGCCUCUGCGAUGAAAGACAAUCAUCUGCUUCAUGUUUGCUUUGGAAGAUUUAAAGCUCUUUAAUGAAGCAGACAUUCCCAAAGUGAAGAGUGCUGCAGCCCGUUUAAAGACAGGAAACUCACAUGGAGCACGCCCAAUCUUAAAUCUUCACCAAAAAUCUAAAUACAAGUGAUGUAUUUGCUUAAAAAUUAUAUAAAAAAAAAAAUACAAAAAUCAAAUUGGGUCCAAUGUGUGAAACUUCAGCACCGAGCAGUAAAUUCAGGUCAGAGGAAUGAGUGAUAUCACUAACUGACCAUGUCAUUAGCAAUUUUAAAUCACUUGUUAUAUAAAAAAAAUACGUUUAUAUUAAUAUGUAACUGUACAUACUGUAGUACCUCUGGAGUCCACCAGGGGGCGCACACUUUCGGGAUGACUGUAAUAAAGAAUUCAAAUAACCGGUAAAAUUAGGCUAUGAUGGAACUUCCGUUUGUCAAGUGUAUCGUGACCUCUGUUUGCAGCGUUUCCACCUCCUUUUUUUAAGCACUUAUUUAACCAAAGAAGUUUAUUUGAAAGUUGCAGUCAGUGGAGGUUUAUUUCCGUUUCUCAUUACCGUCCUUCGAGAACACUGCUAACGUCUGCGAGGUUACUUCUCCUUCUUUCCAGCAUGCUAACUGGUAUCUCCAAACCAGCAAGCUCAGCAAGCUUUUUUAUUUGUCUCUCAGCACCAGCACGUUACCAGUUAGCUUGCUAAGUAGCCGCUCCAAACAUCAGCAAGAGUCCAGCGCAGCUUUGAAAGAAAGAAAAGCGUCUCUCUGGCCUGUUUUAAGCGAGCGAAGCCUGAUCAAGGAGGUGAAAAAUCUAAGAUGGGCUUCAACAGAAAGCUUCUGCUGUCCUUUGUUUUUAUCCAAGGUCAAGUCCUUCUCCUGGCUCUGUUGGAGGCCUCCAGCUGUUCAAAAACGAGUUUCUCUCCGUUUAUUUGCUUGUUGGGGAUUGUCUGAUCGUCUGGGCUUUAUCUUAAAACGCCUUGAGAUGGCUUGAUGUGAAUCGGUGCCUCUUACUUUGAUUCCUGUUCAUGUUAUCUGAUCCUCAGACUUGCACAUGAGCCUAAAAUUACUAAAUAAACCCUGAAGCACCCGAGGCUUCGUCGACUUUUGUGCGUCCACAGUUUUAGUCUUCAGACGUUUACGCCUCUGAAUCCUGCGGUUGGGAAUCUUUGUUCUGGCUGUUGAAACUGCAGCAGCUGUGAUUAGUGAGAUCGCACAGCGCUCUGUAUCUCAGCUCUGUCCAGUUUCAGCAGUGAAUUUAAUUUCUUAUUAAUAAAGCCAAUCCUCGCCGAAACCUUCCAUCUGCGGUCCAGUUGCUGCUUUGCCACAUUUCCAGAUUUAUGAUAUUUUUUUAAAAUCCAAAAGAGAAAAUGAGUCUGGAUGAAGCUGUGUUCAGACUGCAAGUGUGACUGUUGCUUCUGUCCUCUCGCCUCAUUCGCGCCGCUGUACUGCUUUCUAACUGAUGACCUAUUUGUUUCUGUCUUUUGCUGUAAGAUGUGGGGACGUGAAACCAAACUGGACGUGUAAACGAGACUCUAAAGCUCAGCGGCAGGUUUCCGUUCCUCUCGGCGUCCGGCUGCGAGCUCUGGUUGUGGGUGUUUCUUUUUCUUCGGUUUCGAUGUGCUUUUAGUUUUUAUGAUAAUAUUAUUUACAGUGAUGAAAAAUCGAAACAUAUAUGUUGUUUACUGAGUUUUUUAAACACGUGUGCACGAGUGCACGCACACGGCCCUCCUUCCUGUUGUUCCCCAUUCACCAUCAGCUGGUUUAAGUGCCUGCCUUGUUCUUACUAAGAAAAAUGAUAUAACGAUGAGCUCUUUUGACCCUUUUUAGUGUGAACAUGAUUCUAAAAACAUGUGCUCUAUUUAUUAAAAGAAAUUUGGAAUAAUUUGAA
This is a messenger RNA of Neolamprologus brichardi, 4020 nucleotides long. The record is from RefSeq and is a predicted model, not a curated record. Lineage: Eukaryota; Metazoa; Chordata; Actinopteri; Cichliformes; Cichlidae.